Molecule: messenger RNA, 459 nt
Organism: Leptopilina heterotoma
Lineage: Eukaryota; Metazoa; Arthropoda; Insecta; Hymenoptera; Figitidae
Exons: 2
Coding region: 64-366 (100 amino acids)
Source: RefSeq, a predicted model, not a curated record
GACAGUGCGCGUACAUCGAAUAAACAGUGCAGAUUUAAUCAAAGUGAAUUUCAUAUUGACACGAUGCCGACUAGUGCAACAAAAUUUUCUAAACGUGAAAUUAUUCCCGUUGGAUAUGAGGAAGCUUAUCAGUUUCAUCGUAUUAAGGUGCGGCUUGCAACUCCAACAGUGAAUAUGAAUCCUCCCAAAAAACGGCCACACAUUUUAUUCGAUGCAAAAAAAUUGCAACUGGAACGUGAAAGACAGGCUCGUAUUGUUCGAGAAAAUUUUAUUUUACUUCAGAAACUCCAAAGUAUAAUGUAUGGUAAUGCAAGAAAAAAGUAUCCACUGACUCAGAAAAAAUCCGCCUGCAUAAGAACUCGUUGAGUAGAUUUUUAUACACGUUGAUAUGAAAAAGAAUAACUUUCGGGAAAAUAAUUUAUAAAAUUUAUUAUAUUUGUACUUUUAUAUAACGAUGGU